UUGAAGGAAAAAAAAAAAAGGGUAAAAAAGUUGGCAAGCACUCGGUUUUCCGUAGAAGAGGUGAGCGUCCUCUUGUGACUCGUGAGUCGUGUAAACAGUCCAAAUUGGUUGGAAGCUCAGCAUUACAAGAACGAUUGUGGUAGAGAAAUGGAUGAAAAUAUAGAUUAUUCAGCAUUAGUUUCAAAUGCUUGAAGAAAUGAUGUACGAGGAACAGAAUCACCAGAUAUUCUCAUCACCACUCCUGAUUUAGAGUUUUCACCUCUCUUUGUGUCUCUCCUUUUCAAGAAUCAGCCCUAACCAAUUAUUUCUCAUCAGAUUUUGAAGCGAUUUUCUGUAUUUAGACGUUUGCCUCCCCCUUUUCCCUUGUGCUUUUCUGUUGUGUUCUCCCUAUCCCUGCUUUGCUGUUGCAUUAGCAGAUCCUAUGAUGGUCGAAACAGAACCAGUUCAAGUAAAUUCUGGUCCUAGGAAACCUCGAAUCCUUCUAGCUGCUAGUGGAAGUGUUGCUGCCAUAAAGUUUGCGAAUCUUUGCCAUUGUUUCUCCGAAUGGGCAGAAGUAAAAGCAGUUGCCACAAGGGCUUCUUUACAUUUCAUUGAUAGAGCAUCACUUCCAAAGGACGUAAUUCUUUAUACUGAUGAGGAUGAGUGGUCCAGUUGGAGUAAAAUUGGUGAUAGCGUGCUUCAUAUCGAACUUCGACAGUGGGCUGAUGUCAUGGUAAUCGCCCCAUUGUCAGCUAACACACUUGCAAAGAUUGCUGGGGGCCUGUGUGACAAUCUCUUGACCUGCAUUGUUCGAGCAUGGGAUUAUAGCAAGCCAUUCUUCAUUGCACCUGCCAUGAACACCUUUAUGUGGACCAAUCCUUUCACAGAACGGCAUCUUAUGUCAAUUGAUGAGCUUGGGAUUACUUUGAUCCCACCUAUCACAAAGAGGCUGGCUUGUGGAGAUUAUGGAAAUGGUGCAAUGGCUGAACCUUCUCUAAUAUACUCUAGUGUAAGGCUCUUUUUCGAGUCACGGAAUCAGCCAGGUGAUGCAAGAGUCAGUUGAUUUUGUGUGCACAUAGUGGUAGUUUCGAUAUUGGGACUUGAUAACUCCUUGUAUGAUAUGUAUUCUGUAUCCAGCGCAUUAUAGAACAAUAAGUAUGAACUACAUGUUUCCAACUGGCGUUUAAGCUGCAGCUUGGACUACUAGAGCUAAUGACUUUUUACUGCCGGGGAUUACAGAACCUUAUUAAAUUUCUGGGUGAAGAACAACAUAAAGUUGGGUUGAAGUGGGUUUCAGAA
Molecule: messenger RNA, 1278 nt
Organism: Tripterygium wilfordii
Lineage: Eukaryota; Viridiplantae; Streptophyta; Magnoliopsida; Celastrales; Celastraceae
Product: phosphopantothenoylcysteine decarboxylase-like
Exons: 4
Coding region: 422-1042 (206 amino acids)
Biological process (GO): coenzyme A biosynthetic process
Cellular component (GO): phosphopantothenoylcysteine decarboxylase complex
Molecular function (GO): FMN binding; phosphopantothenoylcysteine decarboxylase activity
Source: RefSeq, a predicted model, not a curated record